This is a messenger RNA of Phoenix dactylifera (date palm), 829 nucleotides long. Its product is annotated as putative ripening-related protein 1. The record is from RefSeq and is a predicted model, not a curated record. NCBI's taxonomy places the organism in Eukaryota, Viridiplantae, Streptophyta, Magnoliopsida, Arecales, Arecaceae.
UCUUCAUUACAACGACCACAAUGGUGAAUUCUCAUCAACUAGCAUCGCUCUUUCUCCUAGUGAUUGCAUUUGCAAGCCUCAACCUUUGCAGCUGCUUCCACUAUUCCUCUCUCCUUGGAGAAUGCAGUCCAAGUGGGUACUUACGCGGCAAGGCCGGCCACUGCAACAAGGAACACGACUCUGACUGCUGCAAGCCGGGCAAAAUGUACCCACAGUACCGUUGCUCGCCGCCGCUGACCGGAGACACUCGAGCCACCAUGACCAUCAACAGCUUUGCCAAAGGCGGGGAUGGCGGAGGUCCUUCGGAGUGCGACAACAAGUACCACAGCGAUGACGAGUUGGUCGUAGCUCUUUCGACCGGAUGGUACAGUCACGGUAGCCGUUGCUUAAAGAACGUUAGGAUCCAUGCAAAUGGCAACUCCGUGCUGGCCAAAGUGGUUGACGAGUGCGAUUCUGUUAAUGGCUGCGACACCGACCAUGACUUCCAACCUCCAUGUCCCAAUAACGUAGUGGACGCAUCGCCCGCUGUGUGGAAGGCACUGGGCAUCCCGGGUUCCGUCGGUGAUUAUGAUAUCACUUGGUCUGAUGAGUGAUCAAUUUCUCGCAGGCAAAAGAUAUAUACAGCUUUGUUGAGUUAAAUUUGAGUGUGUCUGUGAUGCUGUGGUUUGCAUGUCUGUAUGGAUAAUAGUAUGGUAAUCUAGUUUGUCUCUUUGGUCAUCCAGUAUGAGUUCAUGACCAUAUUUAUGUAGCAAGUUGUAAUAUGUAUGCAAGGGAAAUCUGUUCGAGCAUAAAUAUCAAUAUCUUCAUUUGGUAUUUAAAACGCCAAUCA